This is a messenger RNA of Perkinsus marinus ATCC 50983, 1380 nucleotides long. RefSeq lists its product as hypothetical. NCBI's taxonomy places the organism in Eukaryota, Perkinsozoa, Perkinsida, Perkinsidae. The transcript is spliced from 9 exons. Gene Ontology annotation, cellular component: late endosome; endolysosome membrane. The record is from RefSeq and is a predicted model, not a curated record. Gene Ontology annotation, biological process: regulation of autophagosome maturation; endosomal transport; endosome to lysosome transport. Bases 1 to 1380 code for a protein of 459 amino acids.
AUGGAAAAGCUAGACAUCGAGGAUGAGGACGCGACAAUAUUGAAGUUGCUCACGAAGACGUCGAAGGCUGUACAGGAAGCUGAGCUGUUGUUGUUUGAGGUCGGUUUUGACGAUAAAAUAAAAGAGUCCAAACGGCGCAAGCGGAAAUAUCGGGAAAUGGCUGCUCUGAAGCACAGCUUAUCUGAGAUGGCGCAAAUCCACGGUCGAAUUAAUGAACGGCUGAAGGACCUCGACAGUCUCAAUGCUACGGCGUGUGAGGGUUUGGUAGAAGACCUCAGGGAGAUCUCGGAGAUUCUCCUAUGGGGUGAACAGAAUUACCAUCAGGAGCUGUUCGACUACUUCUGCGAGAAGGAUAUGCUGAGCAGUUUUGUCGAAGUGCUGAGCAUGGCAACAGUAGCAGUAGCUGUGAAGAUUCAACUUUUGCAGACUAUGAGCCUUCUCACUCAGAAUCUGAGGACCAGGACUUCCCCUUAUAUAUGUCUGGCCCUUCGCCUCGAUCGGGAGAUGCUCACACUGUUCUUCCACAGUGAUCAUUUCGUUCUUUACACAGUCCCUAUACGCCUUUAUAACAGCGCUGAUGCAAUGGUGAGGACGUCAGUGCGGACGCUUACUUUGGCGGUGUAUCAAGUCGCUGACCGACCCUGUAUGGAAUUCCUGGUCGAUAAUAGCGGUGGAUAUUUCUCGCUACUUAGUAAGGAUCUGCGAGAACAGUGGCAGAAAUUGGGUGAUUUGAGUGUCUCUAAAAGGAAGGCCCAAACUAUUGUUGAUGAUGUUGUGGAUGUACUUCUUUACAUUGCUGAUAUAUUCACCGUUGAUAACCCCUAUAUUAGCCCUCUGUUGGACCUUCUGAGCACCAAGCUAUCGAUGUAUGCUUUGGAGCCUUUACUCUCACCGUCGUCUCGAUCACCGCAUGAGUAUUGUAGCAAGGCUCUGGCUAAGUUCAUAAUACUUCAAAUGGGACACUAUGUUGACGUCGGUGUUAUGUGUGAAAAAGUGAAGGAGUUUCGCAAGACUGUUUUCAAUGGUAUAAAGGAGGAGGAGGAAUCCCUGUUGGUUUUGGACGCAGCGAUGGUGCUUGAUUACCCAGAGCUGUCACUAAAUGUACCGCACCUUGCGGAAGUUUGCUUGGAAUUGAUCAAGGGAGGGUAUGGCGCACAGUGGCAUUUGAUUACUAUUCAAGUGCUGUUAGCUGUGUAUAAGAUGGUCGUUAGGGAAGAGCCCGGCUGUGUUGCUGAUGAGGAUAUUUGGAAAUGUUUUAGAAGUGUGGCUGAGGAAGCCCGAAGAGCUGUUUUUGAUGGGCCCAGGGGUAUGCUGUAUAGAGAGACGAUUGCUGCCGCUGUUGAGGAGAUUGGGGAGAAAGAGUCGACAGAAAGUAGGUAG